GCUACCGUCACUUCCCCGCACGCUGCCCGACAAAACGCAGCUCCCGGUACGCUGCCUCGCGUUCCACGAUCCGCUCCUUCCCUCCGUUCUCCGUUUUCUUUUUCCCUUGCAUUUUCUUAUCGGAUCCCAACUUCUCCAAAUCCGACCCGCUUCCAUAGGGGAAGGAGGUGGGCGAGAGAGCGAAAUUCGAAAGGGGGGAAAACAAGAAAAAAGAAAAAAAAAAGGAAAAUGUGGGUGUUUUACUUGAUCUCGCUUCCGCUCACCCUCAGUAUGGUGACGUUCACGCUGCGGUACUUCGCGGGGCCGCACGUGCCGACGUACGUGCUGCUCGCCGUCGGGUACGCCUGGUUCUGCUCCAUCUCGAUCAUCAUCAUCGUCCCCGCCGACAUAUGGACUACAGUAGUUGGCCAGGAAAAGGGGGGUAUAGCUUUCUUUUGGGGCUGGUCGUAUUGGAGUACUUUUGCAUUGACCUGGGCUGUGGUUCCCACUAUUCAGGGUUAUGAAGAUGCUGGAGAUUUCACGAUGACUGAAAGACUAAAAACUAGCAUGCGAUAUAACUUAUUCUUUUACACGUGUGUGGGUUCGAUUGGCCUUCUUGGGCUUAUUCUGCUUGUCAUUAUGCAUGGAAACUGGAGCGGUGGUAUUGUGGGAUUUUCCAUGGCCUGUUCAAAUACCUUUGGGCUCGUAACUGGUGCAUUUCUUUUUGGUUUUGGUCUGAGUGAAAUACCAAAGAGCAUCUGGAGGAAUGCAGAUUGGAGUAACCGCCAAAAAGUUCUCUCCCAUAGGGUUGCGAAAAUGGCUGUGAACCUUGAUAAUGCUCAUCAGGAAUUUUCAAAUGUGAUUGUGUCAUAUUGUCAGAUUGCACAAGCAACAUCAAAGCAAAUAUCCAAGCGUGACUUUUUAAGACGAUACAUGGAUGUCAUUGACAGGAUGCUGCUUCAAAUGAUCCGGGAAGAUCCUUCUUUUAAGCCAUCUGGCGGUAUGUUUGGAGAGAAUGAUAUGGAUUAUGAUACCGAUGACAAAACCAUGGCUGCACUUAGGCGGCGGCUUAGAAAAGCUCAAGAGGAGUAUUACAGAUACAGGAGUGAAUACGUUGCCUCUGUCAUGGAGGCCCUUGAGCUGGAAGUGGAAGAUACAGUGAAGAAUUAUGAACUUCGCAACGCUACUGAAUGGAGAUACGUUUCAAGUUUAAGAGGAAGACAUGCUGGCAAGUUUGGGUCCUUUCUUGAUACAAUAGAGCUGGUAUGGCGUUGCAUACUAAGGAAGCAACUGGAGAAACUCUUAGCUGUAGUGCUUGGUUGCAUGUCAGCUGCUAUUCUCUUGGCCGAGGCUACAAUUUUGCCAAGUGGAGUUGAUCUAUCUUUUUUCUCCAUUCUUAUAAACGCAGUGGGUAAACAGGAGAUGGUGGGACAGAUAGCAGCAUUUGUUCCUCUGAUGUACAUGUGCAUCUGCACAUACUAUUCCUUAUUCAAGAUUGGGAUGCUGAUGUUCUAUUCAUUAACACCACGACAGACAAACUCAGUCCGCUUGCUUAUGAUUUGUUCAUAUGCACCUCCAAUUUCUUAUAACUUUCUUAACCUCAUACGUCUUCGAGGCACCAAAACUGUUUUUGAAAAGUAAACAGACUAUUGACUUGAAGGAUUCAACAAAAAUACGAAGAAAAUAGGAUUGAAAUCAUCCCUGUAGUUAACAGAAUUCAACAAGAAGACGAAGAUGAGC
Molecule: messenger RNA, 1719 nt
Organism: Asparagus officinalis (garden asparagus)
Lineage: Eukaryota; Viridiplantae; Streptophyta; Magnoliopsida; Asparagales; Asparagaceae
Product: LMBR1 domain-containing protein 2 homolog A-like
Exons: 12
Coding region: 229-1620 (463 amino acids)
Cellular component (GO): membrane
Source: RefSeq, a predicted model, not a curated record